Molecule: messenger RNA, 594 nt
Organism: Cydia amplana
Lineage: Eukaryota; Metazoa; Arthropoda; Insecta; Lepidoptera; Tortricidae
Gene: CPR147
Exons: 3
Coding region: 1-594 (197 amino acids)
Cellular component (GO): chitin-based extracellular matrix
Molecular function (GO): structural constituent of chitin-based larval cuticle
Source: RefSeq, a predicted model, not a curated record
AUGUGGACGUGCCUCGAGGCCGUUCGGGCGCACGUUGGCUCGGCCGAGCGUGCCUCGGGGUCGAGCCGUCCGCUGUCGAAAAAUAGCACCAGCAGAAAUAACACAACUAUCCAUCGUGAAUUGCCUCGGACUUCUGAUGGCUCGGUCUGCCUCGCGAGGCUCGCCUCAGUGUCUCCGAGCGAAACCGCGAGGCUGCCUCGCGAGGCCAGGCUCGCGAGCCACACAUCCGAGGCUGCCUCGCGAGCGCGUGCGCUUGGUGGAGACCCGGCUUACGACGUAUUAGACGCAGCCACCGGCAACACCCAGUACCGGAAUGAGGAGCGGUACCCCAACGGUACCGUAGUGGGCAGCUACGGGUACCUGGACCCGGCGGGCCGGGCUCAUCGGUACCGAUAUGUGGCUGAUGAGAAAGGAUACAGGGUAAUGAAAGACCGCCCUAAUCUCUACACUGCACCAAUAGUCAACCCUAACACCAUCGUGAAUACCGAUGAAGAUACAGUCACUUGGAAGAGGAAGAAACCACACCGUACUAUAGCAAAGAAUGAGAUAAGGAGAAACAAUGUCAAUUCAUAUCCGACCCUAUAUUUUAUUUAG